Molecule: messenger RNA, 1212 nt
Organism: Penicillium lagena
Lineage: Eukaryota; Fungi; Ascomycota; Eurotiomycetes; Eurotiales; Aspergillaceae
Exons: 3
Coding region: 1-1212 (403 amino acids)
Source: RefSeq, a predicted model, not a curated record
AUGAAGGACACAAUCUCUCUUUUCGUUGCUCGAGCCAGCGCUGCCAUCAACACUGAUGAAAAGAAGGCAUGGUUGCUGACUUCGCUGGAUCCUGUGGUUGCCGAGCACGAGCAUACCUAUGGUACUCUUGGGAUCCGUUCUCUCGAGAGGUUCGUGUUCGUCCACAGUUCCAACCGGCCUUGGCCCAAGGCUGGGUAUCUGAUGGAUCGCUUUGAACUUCUGUUCAAGCAGGCUCUUGAACAAGACUGCGAGAUUCUCCUUGUUGUCGCUGGAUGGGACGGUCUCACGACCCACCAAGGCACCUUCCAGAGGCUCUUUUAUAGAGCAAUUGAUUUGAAUGUUGCAGUUCGACUGCGCAUUUAUGCGGACGAUGUCAAUAACUGCGAUGAAGAGAAAUUCUACGACGUCGAUCCCAACGAGGCCUGCGCCAUUAUGGCAGGGGAUCUUGACGCCGAAGAUGAGAAUUUCCCAUCGUUCGCUUCUACCCGGCUCUUCGUCGAGAAAUUCGACAUUAUCCAUAGCGCAAAGGUCAUCCAAGCGAUUGGAAAGCGGCUAGCCAACGAGCACACCUACCAGCGCAAUGUCCACAAGGGCUGGGACUAUAACCGCCGUGGAUAUGUGUGCGGUAUCGAUGGGUGUCUCGAGAUCCUCCGAAACUCUGUGCUUCGUGCUGUUCAUCGGAACCACAAGCACUAUGAGUUUAAAAACGAGGAGGACCGCAAAGCUGCGUUGAAUUGCCGCUAUUGUGAGAAGAGCUUUUCGCGCAAAGAUGCGCGUGAUCGACAUGAGAAGAUCUGCCCGAAGAAUCCGGCGAUCUCGCGGGACCCAAAGCCAAAGGCACCGGCUCCGAAGCGGCGUUACCUGAAGAUCGAAGAGGUUCCGAGCGGGUCGGACAACGGUCCGAAGGUAUACGACCAGCUGAAUGCCGAGGACGCCAAGCUUCUCCCCCGAAUCGACCCUGCCGAUGCCGUGAUCUACCAUCACGAGAAGUACUGCCGAUACCCUGGCUGCGAGUACCCGAUCCGUCACGAUCGGAUGCCUCACUUGCGCCAGCACUAUUGGGGUCAUCACAAAGGGUUUGAAUGGCGUAAGUUUUCAACUACGCUCGGUGCAGAAGGCCGACGCCAGCAUGCCGAAGGGCUGAAGUGGCUGGCUCGUUGUGUCUUCCUCAAAGAAGUCGUUGGGGAGGCUCCCAGGCCUACUUUCUACUGA